AUGGCAAGCAGGCUCCCAUUGACACCAUUGCCUAAGACUACAAAGCGCAGUCUGCAGGCCGAACUCGAAGAGAUAAGGAGUUUUCAGCGUCAACGUGACGCCGUCCUUGGGGCCCUCGCGGCACCGGGACAAGCCCACAAUGUGCUUCUGCGUUUGUGGAGCGGCGAAACGUUUGAGAGGAUAUACGAGAAACUUGAAACGCACCACCCGGCAUCCCCAACUACCGGCCAAGGGUCGGACGCUUUAAGCCGAACCCCACAUAUCAAGGAGGACCCAUUCUCGACCCUUACUCAGACACCUCUUUGCUCUCCUCCAAUCCUAGACUACUCAAACUCGACGGACUUACACGGGUCAGAAACCAGUUACAUCCAGAGCGCUAUCGAGAACCAGAAUCCGAUAUCCGACGGCACGAAAGUAGAGGCAGACGGAUUGAUGUCAUACCUCGAGGCGUUCAUGCUCAGCCACAUGGCUCUCCCGCAUGGUGUGAAUGAGUAUGAUACCACGGAUUAUACGCCGACAAUGCCGUUUGGCCCGUUCAUGGAAUAUAAAACUCCGCUGAUACAUCCUAACACUCACUACUCCGGCCAAACCUAUCCUAUGGACGACGUCGGCAACGUCAACUGGUGGGAGCCAGGGCUUUCUGGCCCUGUACUGGCAAGCUAUACCGUCUCUUCGUCCACAAAUCACAGCGCUUGGCCGUAUCCUCAAUUCCCAGCACCUGAUAUCUCAAGCCAAGCACAAGCUAGUCACUUACAGCCGUCCCCGAUGCAUUCCCCCGAAAAUAAUGGCUCGCCUCUGAUAUCUCGUUCUUCGUUAUGGGGACAAUCGCACCGCAGCAAUGGCUCAAGCAUCGCCAGCGCAGGUGAAAGCCUGUACUCGACUCUUCUACCCCCGAAGAAACGAAAGCUUGAGGUCAACGAACAGGACUCCUCAAUCACCGCUGGCACUAGGAACGACAAUAAAAAGAAUCACAAAACCUCGACAGACUACAAGGCCCAGAGCAAGUCUCCUGUUCAGGAAGCUCCAUCACACGACCGCGAGCGUUACAGGCAGGCCUCGGCUCGUAACUGGCAAAAAAAAAAGCAACAGACUACAGACCUCGAAGCAGCGAUGAAUAUUGCCGAAGCCCGUAACUGCGAGCUUCACGGCGAAUACUCCGAAGUGUUGAGUCAAGUCAUGGAUGCCAAGAACGCUCUCAUGGACCACGCCAAGUGCAACCAUCCGGCUAUAAGCAGCUGGCUACGCUGCCAGACGACUAAAUACGUGCUAAACAAGGGUGCUGCAGUAGACAGGGAACAGAAGGACCAAUAUGAGCUGGGUGACAUGGCGGCGCCGGCGUACCCAGUGGGUCGGAAAAGAGCCGCCUACAGGUGA
Molecule: messenger RNA, 1374 nt
Organism: Colletotrichum spaethianum
Lineage: Eukaryota; Fungi; Ascomycota; Sordariomycetes; Glomerellales; Glomerellaceae
Exons: 2
Coding region: 1-1374 (457 amino acids)
Source: RefSeq, a predicted model, not a curated record